AUGGACUUGCUAGUGCUUUCUCCCACAACAUCCUCUCCAGACACUACUCCACAGGCCGAAUCUUCAGAAGAGAUCUCAACCACAUCCCCAGACACCACUCCACAACCUGAUUCUUCAGAAGAGAUCUCAACCACUUCCCCAGACACAACUCCACAGGCUGAUUCUUCAGAAGAGAUCUCAACCACAUCCCCAGACACAACUCCACAGGCUGAUUCUUCAGAAGAGAUCUCAACCACAUCCCCAGACACAACUCCACAGGCUGAUUCUUCAGAAGAAGUCUCAACAACUUCUUCUGAUGCUACAACACCAGAACCUAGCUCAGAAGAAGAGCCUUCCACGACACCACAGGCCCCCCACGUAGCACCUUUCCACUGCUACGAAUGCCAUAGCGGUACUGUCGGCUACUGGCUGAACCCCAUGUGUCCAUCCAGUGGGAAAAUCCACGGAUGGGCUGCUUUGCCAGUUGCUUGCGAUGGACCAUGCGUAUCUGUUGUCACAAAAUUUCCCAAAGGAGAGGUGUACCGGGCUUGCUCCACAAACUACUACUUCCCAUUCCGUGUCCCCUAUGACGGCUGUAUUCGACACAACCAGGAACUCUACUGCUUCUGCUCGGGAGAUUUGUGCAACAACCGGAACAUGGUGGCUGACCAGCAAGCUUACAUUCUCAAGGGACUCAUCACAAAAUACUAA
Molecule: messenger RNA, 690 nt
Organism: Candidula unifasciata
Lineage: Eukaryota; Metazoa; Mollusca; Gastropoda; Stylommatophora; Geomitridae
Source: the annotation of a GenBank genome assembly